AGUUGAAAAAAAAGCACCUGUUAAGGGAAGAAUUCUUCCUCUUAGGAGUGCAUUGAAAAGAAAUAAGAAAAAUGAUAUUGAAGAAGUGAAAGAAGAACAGAAAACAGAACUUGCAAAAGUCAAUGUUAAAGGAAAAAGGAAAAUGAAAAAAAGAAAGGAAGAAGAAGAAGAGGUUCAAGAAGAAGAGGAGUUAGAGGGAAAUGAUGAAGAAGAGCAAGAAGAGGAGGAAGAACAAAAUGAGGAAGAAGAGGAAGAAGAGGAAGAAGAUGAGGAAAAUGAGGAAGAUGAAGAAGAUGAAGAAUGGGAAGAAGAAGAAGAAAAAGAACAAAACAAGAUGCCAAAAGGUAUAUUUAGUAUACUAAAAUAUUAAACAUUGUAUUACAUGUUUAUCAAAACUUCUUAAUUGUAUGUUCUUCUCCAACAGAGAAAACAG
Spinacia oleracea (spinach) is the source of this 433-nucleotide messenger RNA. RefSeq lists its product as uncharacterized. Lineage: Eukaryota; Viridiplantae; Streptophyta; Magnoliopsida; Caryophyllales; Amaranthaceae. The record is from RefSeq and is a predicted model, not a curated record. The transcript is spliced from 2 exons. The coding region runs from base 143 to 370 and encodes 75 amino acids.